This is a messenger RNA of Brassica napus (rape), 601 nucleotides long. RefSeq names its product probable histone H2A.2. Lineage: Eukaryota; Viridiplantae; Streptophyta; Magnoliopsida; Brassicales; Brassicaceae. The coding region runs from base 58 to 459 and encodes 133 amino acids. The record is from RefSeq and is a predicted model, not a curated record. The transcript has 2 exons. Gene Ontology annotation, cellular component: nucleosome. Gene Ontology annotation, molecular function: protein heterodimerization activity; structural constituent of chromatin; DNA binding.
UUUCCACUGUAUAAUUUUUUUCCCUCUACUUCGCUUUCAAAAUUUUCAUAAAACAAAAUGGCGGGUCGUGGAAAAACUCUCGGAUCUGGGGUUGCUAAGAAAGCGACGUCUCGGAGCAGCAAGGCGGGUCUCCAGUUUCCCGUGGGUCGUAUCGCCCGGUUCUUGAAAAACGGCAAGUACGCCGAACGUGUCGGCGCCGGAGCUCCGGUCUACUUGGCCGCCGUACUCGAAUACCUCGCCGCGGAGGUUUUGGAAUUGGCUGGGAACGCGGCGAGGGACAACAAGAAGACAAGAAUCGUGCCGCGUCACAUUCAAUUGGCGGUGAGGAACGACGAGGAGCUGAGCAAGUUGCUUGGAGACGUGACGAUUGCUAAUGGAGGUGUGAUGCCCAACAUUCACAAUCUUCUUCUUCCCAAGAAGGCUGGUGGUGCUUCCAAACCUUCCGGUGACGACGAAUAGAUCUCAGUUCAGUUUCUAUAAUGUUGUCUAGAUUUAGAUUAGUCCUGUUUUAAAUCGAUCUUGUCUGUAAACGUUUGCAGUGUGUUUCAAUUGUAUUGUUUAGGUUAAACAUGUCUGGUCUUAAAAGAUUUGAUCUUGAACU